AUACAUAUAUUCCCAUACAAUAAUUAAUUAAUUAAUAUAUACUCAUCAUGAUGCUAACAACUUCAUAGCUAGAGCCCCUGCCUCAUCAACUAUAAAUACCAACUCCGAUCCUCUGCUUCUCAUUCAACACAUACAUACUUCUUCAAAUAAAAAUGGCUCUCUCUAAGCUUCUACUUGCUUCCCUUCUUGCUUCUCUUCUCAUCAUUCAACUUGUUCAUGCCGAUCACCAGGCAUACCAACAAACGCAGGGUUCUCUUCAGCAGAUAGACUGUAGCGGAGCAUGUGCUGCAAGGUGUCGGUUAUCAUCUCGUCCAAACCUCUGCCGCAGAGCCUGUGGAACUUGCUGCCAGCGUUGUAACUGCGUGCCGCCGGGCACCGCCGGCAACCAGGAAGUGUGUCCUUGCUAUGCUAGCUUGACCACUCACGGUGGCAGGCGCAAGUGCCCUUAAUUCCAACCAAUUACUUAAAGGUAAAAACUCAGGUGCAGUUGACUUCACGUGAAGUUGAUAGCUAAGAAUCGUUAGAUGAAAAUUUAGUCCAAUCAAUCAAAUUAUCUAACGACUCUCAGUUAUCAAUUUCACAUAUUUCACGUAAAGUUGACUGUAUCUAAGUUUUCACCUUACUUAAAUCCAUGCAUGUGUAUAUUACUCCAUCACCACGCUCUCAAUAAACUUAUGGAAGAAUAAUAAUUAUUUACUCGUUUUUUUUGUUCAAUCCUUGUUGAAUCAAUAAUCAUUAUUGUGCGAAUUUGGUGGUUUCGUUUUCUUUUUAUUUUGUUUAUAUAUGUACCUUAAUUUGCUGUACGGUUGUAUCAAUUAUGUUAUUAAUAAAAGAGUUUACUAUUUCAUGUU
Arachis ipaensis is the source of this 851-nucleotide messenger RNA. RefSeq names its product gibberellin-regulated protein 1. Lineage: Eukaryota; Viridiplantae; Streptophyta; Magnoliopsida; Fabales; Fabaceae. The record is from RefSeq and is a predicted model, not a curated record.